GGGUUAGUAUAUAUAAUGCGCCAUAGUUCGCCAUUGGCCUCAUCUUCAAAGCUCAGACAGUACCACCAGCUAAAAUACAUAACGGCAAUUUCACCGAACCGCGUGGACAUGGUUACUAUCAGAGAAUGAAGAAGCAUUUGCUGGUUAGGGCACUCUCCAAAACCCUAACCCCAACCCUUUCGUCCCGUACCUUGACUCGCUCACUCGCUUCUUCUUCUUCAACAACAACAUCGUCCUUCGCCUUGAAGAAUGUCACGAAAUCCAACUUCGAAUCAGCUCUCAACGACCUUAAAGGCCUUGUCCGAGAUGCCGACUUCGUUUCGAUCGACCUGGAGAUGACCGGGGUCACCAGCGCUCCGUGGAGGGAGUCGUUCGAGUUCGACCGGUUCGAUAUUCGGUAUCUCAAAGUCAAAGACUCCGCCGAGAAGUUCGCUGUCGUUCAGUUCGGCGUCUGUCCCUUCCGCUGGGACCAUUCCAAGCAGUCUUUCAUUGCUCACCCGCACAAUUUUUAUAUAUUUCCACGACAAGAAAUUCCGGUUGGUGGCCCACCUUACGAGUUUCUGUGCCAGACCACGUCAAUCGAUUUCUUGGCAAGAUACCAGUUUGAUUUCAAUGCAUGUAUACAAGAAGGAGUAUCUUAUUUAUCCAGAGGGCAAGAAGAUGAAGCACUGAAAUGCUUAAAAUCGGCAUAUGAGAAUGAGUUGUCAGAGUCAUUCUGCACUUCAAGAGAAGUUAGAGAGACACCGUUUGUUAGAAUGGCAGAUGUCCUAUUCACUGAGAGAAUGAAGAACAAAAUCAGUAACUGGCGUGAUGGCUUAUUAAGGGGUAAACUUGGAGGUUCUGAUUUCCAAAAGACCUCAAAUGGCUUAAAUCAGCAAUUUCAAACCAUUUUCUUCAAGAUGCAUCCAGCUCUUACUCUGAAUGGGUUUACUUGUCACCAGCUAAGGUUAAUUCAGUUGGUCACCAAAAAGCAUUUCAAAGAUCUUGCUUAUGUCCGUUUGAAUGGUGAAGAUUCCUGUUUACAGCCAUUGAUUGUCUACACAGACUCCAAAAAUGACAAGGACUUGCUCAUGACAGAGGUGAAGGAUAGCCUUCGCAUAGAAGCAGAGAUGAAGAUCAAAGCUGCAGUUGGAUUUCGGCAUGUUAUUGACCUUCUUUCCUCAGAACAGAAGUUGAUUGUUGGUCACAAUUGCUUUCUUGAUAUUGCACACGUAUACAGUAAAUUCUUAGGUCCUCUUCCAUUGACGGCUGAAGAAUAUGUCUCCUCUGUUCAUGCAUAUUUCCCAUUCUUAGUUGACACAAAAAUACUUUUGAAUGCAAACAUUAUAUUUCAACAAAUGAUGAGGAAGAGUGGCACCUCGUUAUCCAAAGCAUUUACCUUAUUGUGUCCACAAAUUGCUUCUGGUUUGUCUCAUAAGCCAUGUAUUAAGGUGGAGGUUCAAGUGGACAAUAUGAGGUCCUCAAACUGGAAUUCUGGAGCAAAACAUGAGGCUGGUUAUGAUGCUUUUAUGACAGGGUGUGUUUUUGCCCAGGCAUGCACUCAUCUUGGUGUUGAUUUCAAUCUAAACUCACCAUCAACAAAUUUGGCCGACCAUGAGAAGCUUCAGAAGCACAUUAAUCUUCUCUAUCUCAGCUGGACUAACGGAGACAUUGUCAAUUUAAGGACCGGUAGACGGACAGCGGAUUCUUCAAGUUCUAACUAUCUCAAAUACCGGUCUCCAAAUAUUUUAUUCUCUAACAUUGCUCUAGUUUGGGGAUUCCCAUCCAAGCUCAAGGCAAGGGAGAUAAGAGAAUGCAUGACUAAAGCUUUUGGCCCAACCUCUGUUACUUCUGUCUACCACUUGGACGACACUGCAGUGUUUGUUCAGUUUAACAAGGCGGAACUGGUCUCUGAUUUUCUGGAAUUGAAGGAAACCUUAGAAAGAACCAACGAUCCAAUCUCGGUUUUGCAUCCCCUCUCAAAACUUUUGGAAGGCGGAGGUACUCGUGCUUCCAGUUACGAGAUUUAUAAAGAGAUUUGCAGUUCACCCAUAUCAGAAGUGUUGUUUGCGAAUCAGGCUGAGGCAAUUGGUAUUAAAUGGAAAACCAAAUUGUUAGAAUCUAAGGUAGAAUUGGAAGCUCAAGAAGAUGGAAAUUGUAGCAAUGGCAUAGAUACUGUUCUUGAUUUACCUGACAGAACCGAGGCACAGCAGACAAACAAUGUGAUGGAUGCUCCAUCAUGUGCCCGUUUCCCCGGUGAUGAACUCAUAGAUUCUUUGUAUCCUGCUGAAGCUCAGCUUGGCAAAUAGAUUAAAUGUUCGAAUUUUUGAUUCUCCAGGCCUAGGCUGUAGAUCUUGAUUAUAUACAGAUAUAUCAUUAUGUCAUUUGCUUUUUUUUGUCAACAAUAACAUCCAUUGAAGAAUGUUCUGUACAAGUAAAAUCUCUAAUGUAUUAAUGCAAGGAUCGUAACAAAAGGUACCUCCAAACAUGCACAACAAUACAGGUGUCAUUCUUAGAAGCAAUGUUUGAAUCUUUAGCCCAAAGCAUUUCUGAUUUUGGUUCAUUGGGGUCACCUGGUUCUUGUUGCCUCCUUUUGCUAUGGGGUUUGCUCAAAUAUGGAGGCAGAAUUGAGGGCCUUGAGGGAUGGUUUGGUGUUAAUUGAUAGGUAUGGUCUUUCAGGUUAUCAGUUCCAGAUUGAAUCGGAUUCUGAGGUGUUGAUUCAUAUGGUUUUAAAAGGGCAUCAUAGGGCUUGGACGUUUUGGGGUUUAUUGGGACAAAUUUUGGGCCAUUGGGAGAAGAUGGAUUUCAGUUUGCUGCAUGUAUACAGGGAAUCUAAUUGUCUGGCAGAUUUUUUCGCUAAUCUGGCUGUGAUGAAUGGCUUCUCCUCUGAUUUUUUACAGGAUCUUCAUGUUCCUAUGCAAGCAAAGCUACUGAUGUUGCGUGACCAGCAAAGUCUGAAGGUGCUGAGGAAAAAAAGGAAAUUUCUUUGAUUUUCUUUUCUAUGUUUUCCUGUAUAGUUGUUGAUUUUGGGAGGCUAUUGGUGUUAUGCUAUUGGUAAUUUGGCAUUUUGAAGGAUUAAAGCCAGUAGGGUUUGAU
Molecule: messenger RNA, 3075 nt
Organism: Ilex paraguariensis (yerba mate)
Lineage: Eukaryota; Viridiplantae; Streptophyta; Magnoliopsida; Aquifoliales; Aquifoliaceae
Source: the annotation of a GenBank genome assembly